Molecule: messenger RNA, 528 nt
Organism: Manduca sexta (tobacco hornworm)
Lineage: Eukaryota; Metazoa; Arthropoda; Insecta; Lepidoptera; Sphingidae
Gene: ATPsynCF6
Product: ATP synthase-coupling factor 6, mitochondrial
Exons: 3
Coding region: 149-472 (107 amino acids)
Biological process (GO): proton motive force-driven ATP synthesis
Molecular function (GO): proton transmembrane transporter activity
Source: RefSeq, a predicted model, not a curated record
GAAAUGUGUGUUUCAUACACAUUACAGUUCCUAUGGGCUGUAAGAAUCAUAGUCUUACGCCAAUGAGAAGAUUUAUAAAGUAAUUUUUAAUUGUCAAAUUGUCACUGAGUGCUGUCAAAAUUACCUACAUAGACGAAAAGACAUAAAGAUGCUUACCUCAACCCUGGUCGGUCUGCGAGCGGUGACCUCCUCGGUGGUCAUCACCAGGAACUUGGCGGCGGCACAGAAGGCGACCGACCCUAUCCAGCAGUUGUUCCUGGACAAAAUCAGGGAAUACAAACAGAAGAGCGCAGGUGGCAAACUCCUCGACGCCAGUCCAGCAAUUCAAAAGGAGCUCAAGGCUGAGCUUGACAAGUUGGAGAAGCAGUAUGGAGGUGGCAGCGGCGUUGACAUGACCUCAUUCCCCAGUUUCAAGUUCGAGGAGCCUAAGCUGGACCCCAUCAACGAACAGCCAGCCGCCGCCAAGAAGUGAAUACAAAUAACUUUAUUGUAAGAUGCAGUUUAUGUAAUAAAUUAGGCAGUACAUAG